Messenger RNA from Acyrthosiphon pisum (pea aphid), 1887 nucleotides. RefSeq lists its product as uncharacterized. Gene Ontology annotation, molecular function: sequence-specific DNA binding. The record is from RefSeq and is a predicted model, not a curated record. Lineage: Eukaryota; Metazoa; Arthropoda; Insecta; Hemiptera; Aphididae. Bases 284 to 1369 code for a protein of 361 amino acids. The transcript has 6 exons.
UUCAAACCACGCACAGUGAUACGGAGUACGGACUUAUAAUUUAUGAUAUGGCCUUAUAUUAGAUUUAUAUUUUAUCCUCAGAAUGAAUUUAUUUAUUUUAUAUUAAUAUUUAUUUAGUCAGUUAAUCUGUGAUAUAUCCUCGGACCACGGUUUAAGAAUAUAAUAUAUAGAUGUCUGAUGUAUAGCAAUUCGUACAACCGUACCCACAAAAGUUACAGCCUUAUGAAGUGUAUUCAUUAUUAAAAUAAUUUUUAACUAAUAAUUAACAAAAUAAAUUUAAAUAAUGAAAACGCGUAAGUGUUGUGUAAAAGGAUGCACUAGUGUAAAAAGAAACCCUAAGGUUUCUUUUUUUAGUGCACCUAAAGCUAAUUAUUUAGCUUGGAACUUAGCAGUGAGUAAUGCUAACCGUGAAAAAACAGUUGUAAAACGUGUAUGUGCUGAACAUUUUCGACCUGAAGAUAUAAUAAAUACAUAUUCAGUUCCUGACGAUGUUGCCAAUGAAGUUGGAAAUAGAAUCAAAAUUGGUUUAAAAAAGGGGAGUGUUCCUUCCAUUUUUUCUUCUGUUGAUAAAAAAAGUAAUGAAUUUGUACCUUCUGUCAAUAAUUUGAAUACUGAUCACAAUUAUGCCAAUUGUUCAGUUAGUCAUCAAGUCAAUAAAUCUAAAACAAGAAAGUUAUUCAUAGAAAAUAUUAGAGAAAAUAUGUCUGAAAAUAUUGUUGAGAUAUUGACAUUUAAUGACCUAACAGUACAUUUUAAAAGAGUCAUAUUACCAGAGGGAUGGACAUCACAUUUUAGUAACGAUGAAAUUGUUUUUUAUAAACCAAAAUUCAAUGAUGAUAAAAUGAAAAUAGAAAAACAAAUAGUUUUUAAAAGUACGUUGGAAAUAUGUGUAUAUAUUUACCAAUUUACUAUUCAAACUGAAAAAAUAAGCAGCACAUUAAAAUAUCCAAUUAGCUUAACAAGUCUGUCUCAAUUGAUUAAAGUUCUUGAUUUAAAAAAAAUUUGUGGAGGUGGUCCAAGAUCAAUAGAUUUUCCAGGAGUUCGAGUAAAAACUGCAACCUUGGAAAAUAAUCAAUUGUGGCGUCACCAAAAAUGUCCAAUUUUAAUAGACAUAAAAACAAAAAAAUGUUCAGCCUGCAACUUCUUGAUAAAAUAUUUUGGAAAAUCGUCAAAGCAAGUAAAACAAUCAACACACAUUGGAUGUACUCUUACGCCAACAAAAUGUAGUAUAGUAAAAAAUUUGAAAAGAUCCAAUACAAGGCUAAAGACAACUAUUACAAAGAUCAAUUUUGAAUUGAAAGAGCUACAAGAAAAACAAAGAAAAUAUCAAAUGACUGAACAAAACAAAUCUCAGAUUCAGAAAAUUUAAGUUAUCCUCAAAAACUGUUGGUCAAAGAAACUGUUUCAGUUUGUAUUAUUUUAGAAGAUAAUCAUAAUAUAUGGCUUGACAAUUGGGAAGACCAACUAAAUAAACAAAAUAUUUUAAAAGAAGAAUUUUUAACCAAAUCAACAGUGGAUGGCUUAUGACUAUCAGGUCAGCUAUUGAAGUAUCAAAAUAUUUACUGAAGCAAAUUUAAAUAUGUUUUGUUUUCUAAAUUUAAUCAAGACCAACUACAAUUAAAAAUAACAACUGCAUUUUUAGUUUUAUAAUAAGUAGUUACAAACUACUUCUGUGACCAGCCAAUUAUUAGGAAGAUGUGUACUGCCAACGAGGAUUUAACUUUUAAUUAUUAAUUCAGUUUCAGAUGCACUUUGUUUUAUAUAUGUAUCUUUUAUAUUAGCACUUUUAUUUUGUGUAUUAAUUCUAUUAUAUUUGUAAACUGUUAUCAGGACCUUUGACUAUGGACCAUCUUAAACUCACUUAAUAUUUAAAUAUAUUAUAAUAAA